Scedosporium apiospermum is the source of this 1989-nucleotide messenger RNA. RefSeq lists its product as uncharacterized. The record is from RefSeq and is a predicted model, not a curated record. Bases 1 to 1989 code for a protein of 662 amino acids. Gene Ontology annotation, molecular function: calcium ion binding; ATP transmembrane transporter activity. Lineage: Eukaryota; Fungi; Ascomycota; Sordariomycetes; Microascales; Microascaceae. Gene Ontology annotation, biological process: transmembrane transport. The transcript is spliced from 8 exons.
AUGAAGAGGUCGGAUCUGGUUACGGAGCUUCGGAAAGAGCUCCACGAGAGCCAGAAUGAACGAGAUAAGCGUAUAGAGGAGCUAUGGAGUAGGCUUAACCCGGGCAAUGCUCCAGCUCUCGACCUCAAGGCAUUGCAGAAGGGAUUGAGGAGGAUCGAUCACCCUCUGGCGAAUGCGGAUCGCAUGUUGCAGAAGAUUAUGGACACGGUAGACACCAAUGGCGAUGGCAAGAUUCAAUACGAAGAAUUCCACACGUUCGUGGAUCAAGCCGAGGGCCCGUUGCUCUACAUCUUUCGAUCUAUCAAUACGAACAACGAUGGCAAGCUUGAUAGGAAAGAGCUUCAGGAAGCUUGUCGCCGGGCCGGCGUUGUGUUGCCCAUGCGGCGGCUGGACAUGUUUUUCAGGGAUAUCGACGCGAAUAAAGAUGGUUUCAUCAGCUAUGAAGAAUGGCGUGACGAGACUCUUGAGGGUUUAGGUACGAGCCGCUCCCUUUUGUACAUCCUUUUUGGCUCCAUUAUUCGAAUGCUGCAGCCCGAAGCAGAGAGGAGGAAACGGAAAAAUAUGCAAUCUCUCCUCGAGGAGGGCCCUGACCAGCAAAGAGCAUCGGCUGCUGGCCAGGCAGAACAGGCUGCUCCCACUUCUGCUGCGUCCACGGCUUUGGAGACCCAGAGCGAGUCAUUAUCUUCUACCACUAUUUCGACGCGAUCACGAUCUUCAUCAUUGUCAUCAUCCUCUCCUUCUUCUUCUUCAGCUUCGUCUUCCCUGUCUACUUCUUCAGUUUCUUCCGAUGUACUUUUAAAACCUUCUAGCAGAUUAGGUGCUGCGGGGAUGGCCGAGACACCAAGCGGCAAUGGCACUACCAGCACAGCGGGGGAUGGUCUCGAUGAGGAAGCAGUUGAAGGAGAGCUAUUGCUCGCCACAAGCGCUACUGCGCGGAAAUCGGCCCAGAACGUCGCUGCCGUGGCUCACCACUACCACGAGAAACAGGUGCCGCAGAAGAGCCUGUGGAAACUGACAGAUUUUGUACCCGAUCCAGGUUACUUUGUCGCGGGUGCCAUUGCCGGAGGUGUCUCGAGAACUGCUACGGCACCGCUGGACCGACUCAAGGUCUACCUCUUGGUCAAUACGAGCAAGACAAACACGCUUCAUGACACUGUUGGGGCCCUGAAGAGUGGUCAGUUCGUCAAGGCGCUAGGCCAUGCGGUGAGCCCUUUUCGUGGGGCGAUCAGGGAGCUGUGGAUGGCCGGUGGGGCGCGAAGUUUCUUUGCCGGCAAUGGGCUCAACGUCAUCAAAAUCAUGCCGGAAACGGCUAUCAAAUUUGGGUCGUACGAAGCUGCGAAACGAGCAAUGGCAUCUUUUGAAGGCCAUAGCGACCCGAGGAACAUCUCGGCCUAUUCCAAGUUUGCGGCGGGUGGUGUUGCUGGAAUGAUUGCACAAUUCUGCGUAUACCCCGUCGACACGCUCAAGUUUCGACUCCAAUGCGAGACGACAAAAGAUGGCCUCAAAGGAAACGCGCUCGUCAUCCAAACGGCGAGGAAGAUGUUUGCAGACGGCGGUGUCCGAGCUGCCUACCGCGGUGUCACCAUGGGCCUCGUAGGCAUGUUCCCCUAUAGUGCCAUCGACAUGGGCACGUUCGAGUUCCUCAAGACAAGCUACAAAAAGUACAAGGGCCGCAAGACGGACACGCACCCGGACGACGUGGUUAUGGGCAACCUCGUAACGGGCGUGAUCGGGGCCAGCUCGGGCGCGUUCGGAGCCAGCAUCGUGUACCCCCUCAACGUCCUCCGCACGCGGUUGCAGACGCAGGGCACGGCGAUGCACAAGGAGACGUACACGGGCAUCGUGGACGUGGCUCGCAAGACGGUGCAGAGGGAGGGUUACCGCGGCUUGUACAAGGGACUGACGCCCAAUCUGCUCAAGGUGGCUCCGGCUCUCAGUAUUACUUGGAUGGUGUAUGAGAAGUCGAAGCGCGUGCUUGGCCUUGACUAG